AUGGUGGUGCAGGACAGUGCAGACACUGGAGACGCCAGGGUAGGCGUGCGGCUGGAGCCCUUCCUGCACCAGGUCGGGGGACACCUGAGUGUGAUGCAGUACGACGAGCACACAGUGUGCAAGCCCCUCAACUCCCAGGAACAGAGGUUCUACGAAUCCCUGCCGCUGGCCAUGAAGCGCUUCACCCCUCAGUAUAAGGGCACCAUUACAGUGCACCUCUGGAGAGACAACAGUGGCCAUCUCAGCCUGGUCGCCAACCCGCUAAAGGAGAACCGGGGGCCCUUCAAGGUCUCCACGGAGUCAGCGGCGAUGGCGAUAUGGCAGACGCUGCAGCAGACCACCGGCGGCGGUGAUGCCCAUGCUCUCACCCAGUGGCAGCAUGCACAGCUGGCACACUCACUCAAGGAGAGCCCUGCCAAGGCGCACCUAGCGUCCGAGUUCCACUUCAACGCCGAGGCCUCCUCCCUGGUGGAAGACGCCAGCAGGAACCAGGCGGAAAGGAGCUUUAACCCGUGGGGGCUGCACUGCCACCAGGCCCACCUGACCCGCCUGUGCUCCGAGUACCCGGAGAACAAGCUGCACCGGUUCUUGCUGCUGGAAAACGUCGUGUCACAGUACAAGCACCCCUGCGUCCUGGACCUGAAGAUGGGGACCCAGCAGCACGGGGACGACGUGUCGGAGGAGAAGAAGGCCCGCCACAUGAGGAAGUGCGCGCAGAGCACGUCGGCAGGCCUGGGCCUGCGAAUCUGCGGCAUGCAGGUUUAUCAAACUGAUAAGAAGCACUUUCUCUGCAAAGACAAGUACUAUGGAAGAAAACUCUCAGCCGAGGGGUUCAGACAAGCCCUCUAUCAGUUCCUGCACGACGGAACCCGCCUCCGGACAGAGCUCCUGGAGCCCAUCCUUUGCCAGCUCCAGGCCCUCCUCUCGGUCAUCAGGUGCCAGAGUUCAUACCGGUUCUACUCCAGCUCUCUCCUCAUCAUCUACGAUGGGCAGGAGCUGCCGGGAAGAACCACAGGGGGCCCACAUCCUCAGGGGCCUCCGCAGACAGCCCCCGGCAGCUCUCCCGGAGGCCUCGCCAAAGUUGACAUCCGAAUGAUCGACUUUGCUCACACAACCUACAAGGGCUCCUGGAAUGAGCACACCACCUACGAUGGACCAGAUCCCGGCUUUAUCUUUGGCCUGGAAAACCUCAUCCACAUCCUGCAGGAUAUCCAAGAGGGAGAAUGA
Messenger RNA from Choloepus didactylus (southern two-toed sloth), 1227 nucleotides. RefSeq names its product inositol hexakisphosphate kinase 3 (gene IP6K3). Gene Ontology annotation, molecular function: inositol hexakisphosphate kinase activity. Bases 1 to 1227 code for a protein of 408 amino acids. Gene Ontology annotation, biological process: phosphatidylinositol phosphate biosynthetic process; inositol phosphate biosynthetic process. Lineage: Eukaryota; Metazoa; Chordata; Mammalia; Pilosa; Megalonychidae. The transcript has 5 exons. Gene Ontology annotation, cellular component: cytoplasm; nucleus. The record is from RefSeq and is a predicted model, not a curated record.